Messenger RNA from Mus pahari (shrew mouse), 4403 nucleotides. It is a transcript of the gene Cadm1, whose product is annotated as cell adhesion molecule 1. NCBI's taxonomy places the organism in Eukaryota, Metazoa, Chordata, Mammalia, Rodentia, Muridae. The transcript is spliced from 10 exons. Bases 201 to 1487 code for a protein of 428 amino acids. Gene Ontology annotation, biological process: susceptibility to natural killer cell mediated cytotoxicity; cell recognition; detection of stimulus. Gene Ontology annotation, cellular component: neuron projection; plasma membrane; synapse. The record is from RefSeq and is a predicted model, not a curated record. Gene Ontology annotation, molecular function: signaling receptor binding.
GGCGCGGGCGCGCGGCCGAACGCUAGCGCCAGGGGGCGGGGUGGGGGAGGGGGCUAGUCCUCGGAGAGCCGGGUUGGGCUCGCGGUACCACGAUUGGUCGCUCCUCACUCCGCCUCCAGCGCAUCUCAUUAGCAUCUCAUUAGCUGUCCGCUCGGGCUCCGGAGGCAGCCACCGCCGCCAGUCUGAGGCAGGUGCCCGACAUGGCGAGUGCUGUGCUGCCGAGCGGAUCCCAGUGUGCGGCGGCAGCGGCUGUGGCGGCGGCGGCGGCGCCUCCAGGGCUCCGGCUCCGGCUCCUGCUGUUGCUCCUUUCGGCCGCGGCACUGAUCCCCACAGGUGAUGGACAGAAUCUGUUUACUAAAGACGUGACAGUGAUUGAAGGAGAAGUGGCAACCAUCAGCUGUCAAGUCAAUAAGAGUGACGACUCAGUGAUCCAGCUCCUGAACCCCAACAGGCAGACCAUCUACUUCAGGGACUUCAGGCCUUUGAAGGACAGCAGGUUUCAGCUGCUGAAUUUUUCUAGCAGUGAACUCAAAGUGUCACUGACGAAUGUCUCAGUCUCGGAUGAAGGGAGGUACUUCUGUCAGCUCUACACGGACCCCCCACAGGAGAGUUACACCACCAUCACAGUCCUGGUCCCUCCACGUAACUUGAUGAUCGAUAUCCAGAAAGACACGGCAGUCGAAGGGGAGGAGAUUGAAGUCAACUGUACUGCCAUGGCCAGCAAGCCAGCGACGACCAUCAGGUGGUUCAAAGGGAACAAGGAACUCAAAGGCAAAUCAGAGGUGGAAGAGUGGUCAGACAUGUACACUGUGACGAGUCAGCUGAUGCUGAAGGUGCACAAGGAGGACGAUGGGGUCCCAGUGAUCUGCCAGGUGGAGCACCCUGCGGUCACUGGAAACCUGCAGACCCAGCGCUAUCUAGAAGUGCAGUAUAAACCGCAAGUGCAUAUUCAGAUGACUUACCCUCUGCAAGGCCUAACCCGCGAAGGGGAUGCGUUCGAGUUAACGUGUGAAGCCAUCGGGAAGCCCCAGCCUGUGAUGGUAACUUGGGUGAGAGUCGAUGAUGAAAUGCCUCAACAUGCCGUUCUGUCUGGACCAAACCUGUUCAUCAAUAACCUAAACAAAACAGAUAACGGUACUUACCGCUGUGAGGCUUCCAACAUAGUGGGAAAGGCACAUUCGGACUAUAUGCUGUAUGUAUACGACACCACGGCGACGACAGAACCAGCAGUUCACGAUUCUCGAGCAGGUGAAGAGGGGACCAUUGGGGCAGUGGACCACGCAGUGAUUGGCGGCGUCGUGGCCGUGGUGGUGUUUGCCAUGUUAUGCUUGCUCAUCAUUCUGGGCCGCUAUUUUGCCAGACAUAAAGGUACAUACUUCACUCAUGAAGCCAAAGGAGCCGAUGACGCAGCAGACGCAGACACAGCUAUAAUCAAUGCAGAAGGAGGACAGAACAACUCGGAAGAAAAGAAAGAGUACUUCAUCUAGAUCAGCCUUUUUGUUCCAAUGAGGUGUCCAACUGGCCUGUUUAGAUGAUAAAGAGACAGUGAUACUGGAACUUGCGAGAAGCUCGUGUGGUUUUUUUGUUUUUUUUUUUUAAUGAAUGGGUGGAGAGAUGCGAGACUGGGAAGGCUUGGGAUUUGCAAUGUACAAACAAAAACAAAGAAUGUUCUUUGAAAGUGCGCUCUGCUGUUUGACACCUCUUUUUAAUCUGGUUUUAAUUUGGUUUGGGUUUUGGGUUUUUUGUUUUUUGUUUUUUGUUUUUUUCUUAUUUUCAUUUAUAUCUCUUCCUACCAAGUCAAACUUGGGCACUUGGAUUUGGUUUCGGUAGAUUGCAGAAAAUUCUGUGCCUUGUUUUUCAUUCGUUUGUUGUGUUUCUUCCCUCUUGCCCAUUUGUUUUUCCCCCCUCCCAAACCUCCCAUUUUUUUGGAAUUGACCUGCUGGGAUUCCUAAGGCUCUCCCGUCACCAGUUUCUUUUAUUUGUGUUAACAGUGACUGCUUUCUGUUCCAAAUUCAGUUCCAUAAAAGGAAAACCAGCACAGUUUAGAUUUCAUAGUUCAGAAUUUAGUGUCUCCAUGACGCAUCCUUCUCUGUUGUCGUAAAGAUUUGGGUGAAGAAAAAAAAAAAAAAGAAAAAAAAGAAAAAAAAAAAGAAAACACUGAAAACUCUUUGCUGCUGCCCAUGUCUUAAAUACGUAGAGCAGCGAAGACUAGAAACGUAGACUGUGACACAGACGCUGUCGUCUGCCGUGGAUCUUCAUUACUGUACAGGGUUAUCUGCAAGUGAGGUGUGUCGCAAUAAGAUUGAAUCUGUCGUUAAUUCUUUAUCUGUAGGCGGCUCAGUAUAGAUUACCCCACGCUGUGCAGAAAGUUUUUAGAGUGGAAAGGUCUCCUCCUUCCUCGUUGCCCUAAACAGACCCGACAGGUGAGGUCUGUCCGUUUUAUGUAAGUGGACAAAUUUGCGAUGCCACAGGAGGGGAAGCAGGGAGGGGGUACGGCAGUUCUGCUCUGAUUAUUUCUACUCUCAACAGUUCCAUCCUCCUUUCCCAAUUGGCCUUACUGCUCACUAAGGCAGGAGAGGGCAAGUCCGUGUGCUGUGUGAGUGACUGGAGGGGACGGGCUUUGUUUAGUUUUUUUUUUACCCCACUUUGGUUUUGGUUCUGGGUUGUUUUAUUUUGUUUUUUCCUUUGUGCUUAUUAAGGAUGGCAGUGGGCUGUGUCCUGUGUGUACUGUAUGUUACAGGCACCGUCCUGCUGGGACGCUUGUCCUGCUGGCAUUCCCAGCUCCCCCCCCCCCCCACUCUGCUCUCAUUCCUUCAGAUUUGGCUUGACAAAAGCAGGAGGUACAAAAGAAGGGCCAGUAUUGUUCUGGAAAGGUCAGAGCCGAGGUGGGAAAGCCACAUAUAGGGAUUUCCAGUUACUUAAUCAAAACUCAAAACAUGAGUGUUUCUGUCUUUCGUGCACUAGGCCUGGCCUCUUUCCUUAGCCUUAAGAACCAUCUGCCAAAAACUCCUCAUCUCGCAUGAUGGCAGCCAGAGCGCAUAGCUACUAAAAUAAGUUUCCGUGAACAUAUCUUAUGCUGGAGCCUGGGGGAAGAUAGAGGAGCGAAGGAACCCUUCACAUUCUCUAAAGCUAAGUGGGGGUUUACAGAAGUGCUGAGGUCAUCUAGCAGUAGUUCUGAAGGACAGAACCUAAACUCUUACCACAUGUGUCGGUAAGCUCCAGACUCCAAAACAGCCCCUCUGGAAAGAUGGCAUCAGAAAAGAUAGAUCUAUCUAUAUAUAUAAAUAUAUAAAUAUAUAUUCUAUAACAUUUUCAGUCAGUACUUUUGCAUUUUGCAAGGUGCAUUUUUACUAUUGUUACAUUAUGUGGAAAACUUACGCUGAUUUAUUUAAGGGGAAAAAAAGUGUCGACUCUGUUAUUUGAAAACGUACUUCUUUUUCUUGUCUUUAUUUUAACUUCUGAUAGAACCACUGCAGUAUGGGGGCCUUUUGGGAAUGGACUGGUGUGUAAAGGAAAAUUAAUUACGGAGCAGUGUUUUGUUAACCCCUCUCCUGCCCCUGGGCACUUAACCAAGACAAAAAGCCACAAGGAACAUCCCUUUUUCAAACAUUUUAUAACGUGCAUCUAUUCCGAGCCCUUAGCACCCAUCCUGACCAUAGUGACCAUAUCAAAGGGUGACAACCAGUUAGCAUGUUGUUGAAAGGGUUUUUCAGCUGUUCUUUUUAGAAAAAAAAAUAUAUAAAAAAUAUUAAAAAAAAAAAACAAAAAAACAAAAACAAACAAACACAAAAAAACUACCAUUGUUCACAGAAUUGGCAUCUCAUUUUCGGGACCGCCCAUCUUUCUGUUUUGACAAGUGUACAGUAGUGCAGUGUUCUGAUGUAACUUUAUGGCUUACAAUGUUGACAUGUCUCAGGUUCCUGUGUUUCGAUUGGUGUUUUUCCGUCUCAGGUAGAUUGCAAAGUGUAGGCCCCACACAUUGGAAAAAUAAUAAUAAUAAUAAUAAAUAAUAAUAAUAAUAAUAAUAAAAAACAAAGCAAAAACAGGAAAUUAUGGAUUUAGUUGUAUAUUGGUUUAUGUAUUUUUCUUAAGUAUACAGUGCACUGUUUGAAAUGUAUUGUUGAGUAUUACUUUGUACAGGUUGAUCACUUUUUUUAGAGUGAAGAAAGAACAAACUUGGUUUUUUUGUGUUUUUUUAAAGGAGUAUAAAAUAAUGAAGGAUGUAUAAUUGAUGCCAAAUAAGCUUGUUCUUUAGUCACAAUGACGUCUUGUUUCUCCCUCUAGGCCAGUUCUGUUUCUAAGGUGUACAAGGACCAUGUUACAGUGUAAGAAACUCCACAUCCGUGUGUUCCCAUUCGCAUUUUGUAUUGGUUCAUGUAUACCAUUUUUACAAAAAGAAAAAA